AUGAUCGCCAUGGGAACGGAGCUUCAUGCGCAGGCAUACUUUGAGUAUGAUGCCAAGAAGAGCGGCGGCGUCACCAUCAGCCACCUUAGGUUUGGACCGAAACCAAUUCAUGCUCCAUACAACGUUCGUGCUGCUGACUAUAUGGCCAUUCACAAGCCAAGCUACGUUCACAACUAUGACAUGACACGUUACUUGAAACAGAACGCGGUGUGCGUCAUCAAUUGCUCUUGGGAUGUAAGUGACUUGGAGAAGCAGCUGCCAGCCAAAAUGCGCCGGGAUUUGGCAGAGAAAAAGGCAAAGCUGUACAUUAUUGAUGCCACCAAGAUUGCCGUGAAGGCUGGACUUGGCAAGCGCAUCAACAUGAUCAUGCAGACCGUCUUCUUCAAACUCAGUGCGGUAAUGCCCUACGAAGAGGCAGUCGAGAUGCUGAAGAAGAGCAUCAAGAAGAUGUACGGCAAGAAGGGUGACAAAGUGGUCAAGAUGAACAUCGACGGUGUUGAUGCAUCCAUUGAGGGCAUUGUAGAAUGUGAAGUUCCAGCAGCUUGGGCAUCCUUGGCAAUUGGCAAGGAGGCCUCGGAUUCGAAGGGCAACAAAGUGGCCUAUGGCAAGGGGCCACGCAUGUUCCCGGAAGUGCAGAAUGCCUCGCAGUUUGCCAACCAGGUUCAAGCACCUUGCAACAACCUGGAUGGCAACUCCUUGCCAGUAAGUGCUUUUGUGCCUGGUGGAAGAGUCCCGUGCGGUACCAGUCAAUACGAGAAGCGUGGUAUUGCUAUCCAGGUGCCCAAGGUGGAUAUGGACAAGUGCACACAGUGUAACAAGUGCAGUUUGAUUUGCCCUCAUGCUGCAGUUCGACCAUUCCUGAUGACUACCCAAGAGCUUGGAAAGGCACCUGCGACGUUCAAGGAAGGCAGUCGUGCAGCAAUUGGAGGAGGUGUUUUGGACAACUACCAGUAUCGCAUUCAAGUUUCCCCAUGGGAUUGCACCGGUUGUGAGCUGUGCGUGCGCAUUUGCCCUGCUGAUGCACUGACUUUGGGUCCGGCCGAGAAGGUGAUUGAGGAAGAGGAGGCCAACUGGAAUUUUGCUGUUUCGCUUCCAGAUCGUGGCGAUGAGAUUGACAAGACCACUGUGAAGGGUUCUCAGUUCCAAAAGCCGUACCUGGAGUUCAGUGGAGCUUGCGAAGGAUGUGGCGAGACGCCUCAUGUGAAGCUCAUGACCCAGCUCUUUGGUGAUCGACUGGUGAUUGCCAAUGCCACAGGCUGCUCCUCCAUUUGGGGUGGUUCCAACCCGUCCUUUCCCUACACGACAAACAGCAAGGGAGAAGGUCCGGCUUGGGCCAAUUCUUUGUUUGAAGACAAUGCCGAGUUUGGCUUCGGUAUGCGCAAGGCUUUCAAGCAGCGCCGCGACUACCUUGCAAUGCAAGUGGAGGUCAGAUAA
This is a messenger RNA of Durusdinium trenchii, 1434 nucleotides long. NCBI's taxonomy places the organism in Eukaryota, Dinophyceae, Suessiales, Symbiodiniaceae. The record is from the annotation of a GenBank genome assembly.